CCUACACAAUGUAUAUCAAUAAUGAUUGACAUAUGUCAGGUACAUAGAUUCCCCAAAGGGAUGUACACCUGGAUUCUAUCGCAUAUGCUAUGCACAUCGCGCUGUAAGCCUUCUUCGGGAAUUGGCCAAUUACAGGACUAUUAAAGGCAGUACUCUAUAUCGUAAUCCAACAACAUUCGGUAAAGCCUACUGGAGUAUGUAUUUUGAGUCAUCGUACCGAAGAUGAAGGAUACUAACGAUCAACAUGCUAUGGAUAUUGAUGCCAUGGACGACGAUCCAGUGGUCUGCGAGUUUGAUGUCUUUCUAAACAACACUGUUAUGCAGGACCUAUUAAGUAGCGUUGUUGAACCGCCGAGUACACUGUCAGUAGUUAAAGAACUCUGUAGCAAGCCUUUUGGCGAUUUGUUCCUAUUCCAGUAUCCACUGGAAUUGGCCACUUCAGAUGAAGUUAACGGGUCAGACGAAGUUCAUAUACACGACAGAAUUGCCAAAAGCUCGAAUGCAACUGAUAUGUUAACCAUCUCGGAAUUAUCAGUGGGUAUCGAGUCGCGCCGCGAAGUAGUUGACGAGCGUAUGUAUGGCGUGUCGUCAAUAGUUAAAAAAAGCAAGCGAAGCAGCUGCCCACACUUCAAGAUAGUAUACGAUAUAGGACCAAUACAAGACGAAGAUGUUAAGAUACUGUCAGGCAGGAAAAGUUCCAGAUCAUCGAGCCCGUACCUCCGUUGCGAACCUUCAGACCCAGCGAACGCUAUAGGAUUCCUGGAGUUAAAUGCACCUGCCCAGCCAUACAAAAGGAAUAUCUUGAAGCUCAGGUCAGAGAUUGUCACAGGAGAUCAUGUUUGCGACUGUCUAGGAGUACUGGUAGUAGAGGAAACUGAUCAGGGUAUAGUUAGGUCGUUACAUAUCGUCCCAGUUAGGGGUGUUAUACAACUGCGACCUAAAGUCAAGCCUGGCAACCGCCAAUUCGUUAACUUUGACGACACGCUGACAAGUCUGUUUCAAAAUAGAAACUUGCAGUGGAGAGAUAUCCAUAACAUUAACGGCAUCGACUCACCACAAUCCCGAGAGAUUGUGCAGAUACUAACCCAAAGGUACAGGACCCUGCAGAACAUUGCAAGGUCGCCCAUAUUCUUCUACGAUGAGCCCUCGCUCUACAUAAACGCCGUGUGCUUCGCACAGGAAUAUGGAAAGUACCAUGAAGAAUGGCACUGCAGCCUGGAGUCAGAUGUAGACGGAUACCGGCAUUCAAUGAACCCAGCAUUUAAAUACCGAGGCAAGACCAUUGUUUACAGGGAAAUGCAAAAGAAUACACCAAAUAUCCGCUUCAUGAGCAACCUGGAUAUUGAAACCCAAUUGAAGCUGUUGCUAACGUUGCGUAACAUUGAUUCGUUCUACUCACUCAAAAAGGAUGUAGUAUAUAACGAAAGCGUGACUGAUGACCGAUUAAUAGAAAUAUUGCAGGAAUUUGCAACAAAUAUCGACGGAAAUUGGAUAUUGGCAUCUGACCAUGCGAUACCGAACUACACCAUCGAGGACGACUACGAUAACGAGGAUCGCGCGUAUCUAGUGGUUUGCCGCGAUGUUAUCCUGGGUCUGUUCUAUCGCGACGUGGUCAUGAGGGACUUGCUACAAAAGGGUGCCUACGGCCACGUAACCAUGGAGGCAGUGCAUAGCCUCACCGGCCUGCCAGUACCCAUGGUACACGAAAUGUUAUCGCAAGUAGCACAACAACAUGGCAAACUUUGGACACUAAAAUUAAAGCGAGACCAAGAUUUCUACACGAACUACAAUUCAUUAAUGAAGACUUAUCAGGCAUACUGGCCUAACCGCUUGCACGAAUGUAUGAAACAGAUCAAGACACUACGAGAGACACAGAGCUCAGUGGUAUCACAGAUUAUAUACCGCUAUAUCCUGAAGUCAGCCAUAACAACGGCAUUGAACAAUCGCGUGUACUCAGCCGAACAGAUUUCCCAAGAGCUUACGGCAAUAGGAUACUCAAUAGAUUCAGCACCACUUUUCGAGUCAUUGCUACAGCAAGUGGCAAUACCGUUCCUCAAGGGUGAUACCAAAAUGUGGGUGCUAAAGAAAAGCUGCGCUACGCUAAACUCACUAAAGCCAACCUCUGCAGGACAGAGUAUCGCACCCAUGCGACGUUUGAAAACUGAAGCGGUACGUCGCAUGCUAACCGAUUCAUCCCUGCCGGAGUUUUUAAAACGCCGACUAGCGAUGAUGCCGUCAUCAUGAUUACUGAACCACAGUUCAAUAUG
This is a messenger RNA of Babesia bovis T2Bo, 2267 nucleotides long. RefSeq lists its product as uncharacterized. Gene Ontology annotation, biological process: DNA-templated transcription. The record is from RefSeq and is a predicted model, not a curated record. The transcript has a single exon. NCBI's taxonomy places the organism in Eukaryota, Apicomplexa, Aconoidasida, Piroplasmida, Babesiidae. Bases 223 to 2244 code for a protein of 673 amino acids. Gene Ontology annotation, cellular component: nucleus; RNA polymerase III complex.